This is a messenger RNA of Propithecus coquereli (Coquerel's sifaka), 3336 nucleotides long. RefSeq names its product glycerophosphocholine phosphodiesterase GDE1 homolog (S. cerevisiae) (gene GPCPD1). The transcript is spliced from 17 exons. The coding region runs from base 204 to 2129 and encodes 641 amino acids. Gene Ontology annotation, biological process: glycerophospholipid catabolic process. The record is from RefSeq and is a predicted model, not a curated record. Gene Ontology annotation, molecular function: starch binding; glycerophosphocholine phosphodiesterase activity. Lineage: Eukaryota; Metazoa; Chordata; Mammalia; Primates; Indriidae.
GGUCUGGAGCAGCUGAAACCGGUUUGAGCGGAGCCUUUUCCUGCCGCUCGGCGCCGCCGCGGGCCGCCUGGGGGAGCGCUGGCGAGGUGCGGACGGCGGGCACCCGGCAUCUCGGUCCGCGGCCCUCGUUCUGGGGUGCAGCGGCGAAGGCAACGCGGACCCGCGGACCCGGCAGGACAACAUCCUAGAAUAAAUCCAUCAGAAUGACGCCUUCUCAGGUUACCUUUGAAAUAAGAGGAACUCUUUUACCAGGAGAAGUUUUUGCAAUAUGUGGAAGCUGUGAUGCUUUGGGAAACUGGAGUCCUCAAAAUGCUGUGACUCUUCUUCCAGAGAACGAGACAGGUGAAAGCAUGCUAUGGAAAGCAACCAUUGCACUCAGUAGAGGAAUAUCAGUUCAGUAUCGCUACUUCAAAGGGUACUUUUUAGAACCAAAGACUAUCGGUGGUCCAUGUCAAGUCAUAGUUCACAAGUGGGAGACUCAUCUACAACCACGAUCAAUAACCCCUUUAGAUGGUGUUGAAACUCUCGAUUCUGGAUGGCUGACGUGUCAGACUGAAAUAAGAUUACGCUUGCAUUAUUCUGAGAAACCGCCCGUGUCAAUAACCAAGAAAAAAUUUAAAAAAUCUAGAUUUAGGGUAAAGCUGACAUUGGAGGGUCUGGAAGAAGAUGACGAUGAUAGGGUAUCUCCCACUGUUCUUCACAAAAUGUCCAAUAGCCUGGAGAUAUCCUUAAUAAGUGACAAUGAGUUCAAGUGCAGGCAUUCACAGCCGGAGUGUGGUUAUGGCCUACAGCCCGAUCGUUGGACAGAGUACAGCAUACAGACAAUGGAACCAGAUAACCUGGAACUAAUCUUUGAUUUUUUUGAGGAAGAUCUCAGUGAACACGUAGUUCAAGGUGAUACCCUUCCUGGACACGUGGGUACAGCAUGCCUCUUAUCCUCCACCAUUGCUGAGAGUGGGAAGAGUGCUGGAAUUCUUACUCUUCCCAUCAUGAGCAGAAAUUCCAGGAAAACAAUAGGCAAAGUGAGAGUUGACUAUAUAAUCAUUAAGCCAUUACCGGGAUACAAUUGUGACAUGAAAUUUUCAUUUUCCAAGUAUUGGAAGCCAAGAAUACCAUUGGAUGUUGGCCAUCGAGGUGCAGGAAACUCUACAACAACUGCCCAGUCAAAUACUUGCUUCUGUCAGGGUGCAGCCUUUGUAGAAUUUGAUGUACACCUUUCAAAGGACUUUGUGCCUGUGGUAUAUCAUGAUCUCACUUGUUGUCUGAGUAUGAAAAAGAAAUUUGAUGCUGAUCCAGUUGAAUUAUUUGAAAUUCCAGUAAAGGAAUUAACAUUUGACCAACUCCAGUUGUUAAAGUUUUUGUAUUUUAAAAUUUCAGAAUCCAUAGUUGAGGAGGAAAAUUCCCUUUCUGAAAAUCAGCCAUUUCCUUCUCUUAAGAUGGUUUUAGAGUCUUUGCCAGAAGAUGUAGGGUUUAAUAUAGAAAUAAAAUGGAUCUGCCAACAAAGGGAUGGAAUGUGGGAUGGUAACUUAUCAACAUAUUUUGACAUGAAUCUGUUUUUGGAUAUAAUUUUGAAAACUGUUUUAGAAAACUCUGGGAAGAGGAGAAUAGUGUUUUCUUCAUUCGAUGCAGAUAUUUGCACAAUGGUUCGGCAAAAGCAGAACAAAUAUCCCAUAUUAUUUCUGACUCAAGGAAAAUCUGAUAUCUACCCUGAACUUAUGGACCUCAGAUCUCGGACAACCCCCAUUGCAAUGAGCUUUGCCCAGUUUGAAAAUCUACUGGGGAUAAAUGCACAUACUGAAGACUUGCUCAGAAACCCAUCCUAUAUUCAAGAGGCAAAAGCUAAGGGACUAGUAAUAUUCUGCUGGGGUGAUGCUACCAAUGAUCCUGAUAACAGAAGGAAAUUGAAGGAAUUUGGAGUUAAUGGUCUGAUUUAUGAUAGGAUAUAUGAUUGGAUGCCCGAACAGCCAAAUAUAUUCCAAGUGGAGCAGUUGGAACGUCUGAAGCAAGAAUUGCCAGAGCUUAAGAGCUGUUUGUGUCCCACUGUUAGCCGUUUUGUUCCCUCAUCCUUGUGUGGGGAGUCUGAUAUCCACGUGGAUGCCAACGGCAUUGAUGACGUGGAGAAUGCUUAGUUUUUAUUGCACAAAAGCCAUUUUGGGGGCAUGCACCGCUGUUCUGGGUAUUCAUUUUUCAUCAUUGAGCAUUGUACAUCUAUGCCUUUUGGGCUUCUCAGUUCAAUGAAGCAAUAAUGAAGUAUUUUACUCUUUCACUACAGUUCUUGCAAGAAUUUCAAGUAUGCUAUUUAAAUCACUUGGCCAGGUAUAAUUACCAGUCAAUGUCUUUACAGUGAGACAAUUUAUUGGUUAGUAAAUAUUUUAAACUAAAUAUGUAAAUCUAUAAUGUUAAAUGUUCAUUAAAAGCAUAGCACUUUGAAAUUAACUAUAUAAAUAGCUCAUAUUUACACUUCUUAAGCUUUUCAUUUGAUCAGGUCUGAAAUCUUUAGCACUCGAGGAAAAUGACUAUGCAUAAUUAUACCUGACCAUGGAAAAAAUAAGUACCUCAAAUGCAUGCAUUUGCACUGGUGAUUCCAACUGCACAAAUCUUUGUGCCAUCUGUGUAUAUAGGUAUUUUUUACAUGGACUGAGAUGCACAUACACCAUUUUCAUUCAGUAUGAACCUUGGGGCUGCUGCCAUUUUUCCACUUGACCAAACCAGCCUGAAGGUGAACCUUAAACUUAUUUCCUAAAUCUUUCAGAAGCUGUUUUACAUAAAUGUUAAAAUUUCAAAAUGCUGCAGGGUAAUUUAAUGUGUUAAAUAUUAGUAAGAAGUAUGUAUCGUAUACUUAGCAGAGUAGAUCACAAUGUAUAAAUUCGAUUCAGUGCAUGCGUUAGGUUUUAAGCAUGAGAUUGUACACGUUUACUGUUAAGUCCUUGCAUCUGUGGUGCUAGGUGAGUGUGAGAAGAUGUCAAGGACUGGAAAUACUUUGUUGCCUAAAAAAAAACCUGUUUAUAGGCGUUUAAAUAUGCUUAUUUUAAGUGUCUCUCACUACCUAUUACGCACCGUUGCUUUGCGGGUUUGUUUUGUAUGUGUUGUACAGUAGUUAAAUCUCCAUGCAGAAAAAUAAAUGUCCUGAAUUCUCAUAUUGGUAUCUUUAUUGGUUAAUGUAUAUCAUGCAUGUAAUUUGUUUAGAAACGUAGAACUUACUAAAUGUAUAUGCAUGUUUUUAGGAUUAAACUAAGGUUUCUUUCAUUAGAAGCAGAUUGUGUUGACAUAACUGUAACUUAAGGAUGAAUGUUAAAUAAAAUGAUACGGAUUUAUUUUCUUCAUUAUAAAAUGAAA